AUGGCAGUAGGUAGAGUCCUGAUACUCACUACUCUGACCAGUGCACUGCGAAUACCGGUUACAUGUAAAAUUCGCAUCCUUCCAAAGCUUGAGGAUACACUCGAAUUGGUCCGUUUGAUCGAAUCCACCGGGGUGUCUGCAAUCACGGUCCACGGUCGUACGAUUCAAGAACGCCCACAACACCGAAAUCACGAUGAGGUGAUACGUGAAAUAGCCAAAACCGUAUCUAUUCCCGUGAUUGCCAAUGGUGGUUCAAAAGACACAAUAAACAAGUACGAGGAUAUUGAGUUUUUUCGACAACAAACUGGAGCUUCUGGAGUGAUGAUCGCGCGUGCCGCCAUGUGGUAUCCAGCUAUAUUCCGACCGCUUAGUGACAACGACUCGCCAAUCUUGUUACACGACAUUAUUCGUGAGUAUCUUGUUCUGGCUAUGCGAUACGGACAUCACAUUACGGGAGCGAAAUACUGCAUCCAACAGAUGCUACAUCUCGAAGGUGAUACUCCACUCUUCCUGGAUACACUAGCUGCUGCAGAUAUGGAACAAUUGUGUUCUGUUUGGGGAGUUUUGGAGAAAUGUCGUAGGACCAACCAGACUGAAGAAUGUAAUCAUCAUUUCACGAACGGUACGUCACGGGAUACUGAAGCGGGUACUUUAUUAGAGUCUGAAUUACCUGACGGGAAACGGCCGCGUCUGGAGACGGAUCCGACACCAGCAGUCCAACAGUCCGAUCCCGUACAGAAGACCAUCGAACGCCACAUUCCGUUUGAGCGUCGAUAUUGGCCUGUGCACGGAGUCACACCGAAACAGAUUCUUAUUGCACAUUGUCAAAAGCAAAAAAUGCAACUACCGGAGUUCAUCACGGCAAGUUUCAAUCAAAUACCAAUCCGUCUUUCUCUGGUGCUGUCUCCAAUUGAACAACGUGAGGCUCGUCUAUUCUUUUCCACUGUGAUUCAUGACAACGUACGCUAUCAUAACACGUUCGGUUGCAAAUCGAAAAAGUUCUCCGAACAGGCUGCGUCCCUGGUGUGUCUGGAAGCCCUUGGCAUUCCGGAUGGUCGUCUCCCGAGGAACAAUUGA
Echinostoma caproni is the source of this 1077-nucleotide messenger RNA. Lineage: Eukaryota; Metazoa; Platyhelminthes; Trematoda; Plagiorchiida; Echinostomatidae. The record is from the annotation of a GenBank genome assembly.